Messenger RNA from Notodromas monacha, 779 nucleotides. The record is from the annotation of a GenBank genome assembly. Lineage: Eukaryota; Metazoa; Arthropoda; Ostracoda; Podocopida; Cyprididae.
AAGAAAGAGCCAUGAUGAACUGCGUGUUGGAGAAGCGCCGCCAGCCGACGUUUUUGCCCUUCGAGGCCCAGAGAUCACUCAAGGUGUUCUGCCGUGGCGGCCGUGAUGAACCUUUCGGUCCAGUGGUCGCCAUUGCUUCCAGCUUUGACAAGGAUGAAGGAGAGAUGCCAAUGAGGAUGAGACCUAUGAUGAGCCCAGCAGCCAUGUUGGCAAGGACCUUUUUCCAGCCACCCAGGAGACUACCUAUGAGCCCCAAGAGACCCAUGGGUGGUGUCAGGGUCUUGCCACCAUUUCUUAUCCCCAUGAAGCUGGAUGAGAAGGAAGGACCUGGCCCAAAUUUGGACAGCCUGGAGUCUGCAGUGAUGAAGGCCUUGGGGCCUCUGGAGUUUAUUUUGAAUGAGGAGGUUCUUGGACCCAGGCCUGAAUUCAACACCAGCUUUGACAAGGAUGAAGGAGAGAUGCCAAUGAGGAUGAGACCUAUGAUGAGCCCAGCAGCCAUGUUGGCAAGGACCUUUUUCCAGCCACCCAGGAGACUACCUAUGAGCCCCAAGAGACCCAUGGGUGGUGUCAGGCUGGAUGAGAAGGAAGGACCUGGCCCAAAUUUGGACAGCCUGGAGUCUGCAGUGAUGAAGGCCUUGGGGCCUCUGGAGUUUAUUUUGAAUGAGAAGCCCAGUGAUGAAGAAGAUGCCAAGCAUAGACAGAACAGUGAUGAAGUGCCAUUGCCUUUUGAGGUUGAGUCCCCAGUUGGUCCACAUGAGAAGAACAAGCCAUUUCCAGCA